Polypterus senegalus (gray bichir) is the source of this 4866-nucleotide messenger RNA. RefSeq names its product adenylate cyclase 8 (brain) (gene adcy8). The record is from RefSeq and is a predicted model, not a curated record. The transcript has 18 exons. Gene Ontology annotation, cellular component: plasma membrane. NCBI's taxonomy places the organism in Eukaryota, Metazoa, Chordata, Cladistia, Polypteriformes, Polypteridae. Gene Ontology annotation, molecular function: adenylate cyclase activity. Gene Ontology annotation, biological process: adenylate cyclase-activating G protein-coupled receptor signaling pathway; intracellular signal transduction; cAMP biosynthetic process. Bases 1119 to 4790 code for a protein of 1223 amino acids.
AACACUAAUGCCAUCUGAGAGAGGAAAAACACUCGCUUUUGAUCUCCCUAUAUGGAUCUUCGAAGAUGAACACAACAAGGAAUAUAAACAUAUAUUUAAUUUGACUAUGUGAUCACAGUAUCUGGAUUUUCCUUUUUCUUUGUCUCUUUCUUUUUAACUAAUGCUUACGAGCGGCAGUCCUUCCAAGGUGGCAGAUCAAGAUUACAGAUCUUCUUAUCCCAUUGCUGGGUCGGAAGGCUCUUUUCACUUGGUGGUCACCUGCGCACCGGGCUACUUUUAGAUUACUGCAAUAAGUGCAAACCGGGACUUGAGAUGAACGCAGCGGCAGCAGCAGCUGCGUCCAGUCAGUGGGGAAAGAGCGAAUGUGCCGAAUUAAGUCACCUCGGGCUUUUCAUCGCGAAGAAGAUGUGCCGAGAGCCGCUGCCUUUGUCCUGCAACUUGAUUUGAAUCAUUGACUAAAUAUGCGAACAUUCCUAACUGCCGUGCCUGGUUAACUGGCUGAGCGCUCCGCAUAGUUUGACAGGUGUCUUCAGUCCGUGGGGUCCACUGGGGUCAGCACGCCCUCCAUUUGAAUGACUUUUCUCUAAUAUCAGACAAUUUUGGCUCUUUUCAGAUUUUACACUCAUUUACAGGGAGGCGCGGUUCGCACUUCAUUAGGUGAACUUGAUAGAUGAGAGAAGGCAGUGGGAAGGGUGGUUGACGCUGGGGGGCGCAGAAGCCCUGGGUGCUUUAGAUCGCCUUGAAAUUGGGAGUGCAGAAAUCAAUAAAUGAAUUAAAUAAACUUUAAAGCUCCAUUAAAAAAAAAAAACAAAAGUACAUUUAAAACGCCAAAUGUUGCGUAGGAUGACACUGGCUUCGCUUCCUGUACUAUUCUUGGAUGUUAAAGUUAAUCAGGUGAAGAAGUAAAACCUCGAAACCAAGAAGACUUACUCGAAAUGGGAAACGCGAGCAGCUUAAGGCUGGGAUCAAAUGCAUGGCAAUCCUCGACUGAAACCCUUGCACAGACCUUACUUUUAAAAAUGACCACUCAGCGUUAUCGAGAAAGGCGCUACAGGCUUAGACUCGGGGUGUCAGACGUGUACAGUUAGGAGGUUCGAUUGGAAUAUCAGUUGGACACCAUGGAACUGUCAGAAGUGAGGUGUUCCAGCGCAAGUGAGGAACUGUACACCAUUAACAAGACCCCGAGCAGCAGUAGCAGCGGAACCCGACCCAAAAGACUCUUGUGGCAAAACGCAGUGCGCCACAUCACGGAGCAGCGCUUCAUCCACGAGCAGAGCAGCGCCAAAACCAUCUCCUCGGACGACUCCUACAGCCAAAGCACCCGGAAACAGUCAGCCAGCAAGACAGCGAGCGGCGACAGGCACAAUAAUGGGGGGACCAAAGUGUUCCCGGAGCGAGCGAGCAGCGAUCUGGGCUUCCUACAGCUUGACUGCGCGCCAAGCAAUUCGGAUUUCUUCCUGAACUGGGGAUACACUUACAGAGGUGUCAUCUUCCCCACUUUGAGAAACUCGUUCAAAUCACGAGACCUCGAAAGGCUAUACCAGCGGUACUUUCUGGGCCAGCGACGAAAGUCUGUAGUGGUGAUGAACAUCCUGGACGUACUGACCAAGCUCACCCUGCUUGUCCUUCACCUCACUUUGGCUUCGACCCCAAUGGACCCGAUAAAGGGCAUACUGUUGGGCUUCUUUACUGGCAUUGAAGUGGUCAUUUGUGCCUUAGUGGUGGUUCGGAAAGAUACAACCUCUCAUAGUUACCUGCAAUACAGUGGCGUGGUGACAUGGGUGGCUAUGGCCACGCAAAUUCUGGCUGCCAGGCUGGGCUACGGACUACUUGGGGAUGGUAUCGGUUAUGUUCUUUUCACCCUUUUUGCCACAUACAGCAUGCUUCCACUACCGCUCACUUGGGCCAUCCUGGCCGGAUUGGUGACGUCUGUUCUUCAUAUUGUGGUGCAGCUGGUUAUCCCCAGAGAUGUAGUUAUUUCUACAAAUCAGCUGGUUGCUCAAGCAGUUCUCUUCAUGUGCAUGAAUACGGCAGGAGUGUUCAUCAGUUACCUCUCCGACAGAGCUCAACGGCAAGCCUUCCUCGAAACGAGAAGAUGUAUCGAGGCCAGAUUGCGGCUGGAGACUGAAAAUCAAAGACAGGAGAGACUGGUCCUGUCUGUGCUGCCGCGCUUUGUUGUCCUCGAAAUGAUAAACGACAUGACCAACGUGGAGGAUGAGCAUCUGCAGCAUCAGUUCCACAAAAUUUAUAUUCAUCGCUAUGAGAAUGUCAGCAUUCUUUUUGCAGACGUCAAAGGAUUCACCAACCUGUCCACGACUCUGUCUGCCCAAGAACUCGUCAGGAUGCUAAACGAACUCUUUGCAAGAUUCGACCGACUUGCACACGAACAUCAUUGUUUGAGGAUAAAGAUCUUGGGUGACUGCUACUAUUGUGUUUCUGGACUUCCUGAGCCACGACAAGAUCAUGCCCACUGUUGUGUGGAAAUGGGGCUCAGUAUGAUCAAAACUAUAAGAUAUGUACGAUCACGGACGAAGCAUGACGUUGACAUGCGAAUAGGAAUCCAUUCAGGAUCUGUACUGUGUGGAGUUCUGGGACUACGGAAAUGGCAGUUUGAUGUCUGGUCCUGGGAUGUGGACAUUGCAAAUAAAUUAGAAUCUGGAGGGAUACCCGGGAGAAUCCACAUUUCCAAAGCUGCUCUGGACUGUUUAAAUGGAGACUAUGAAGUAGAGGAGGGCCACGGAAAAGAAAGAAACGAAUUUCUGAGGAAGCACAAUAUUGAAACGUACCUGAUAAAGCAGCCGGAGGACAGCCUGCUCAGUCUGCCAGAAGACAUCAUGAAGGAGUCGAUAAGCUCCACGGACAGAAGGAACAGCAGUACCACCUUCACGGAAGGAUCUUGGAGCCCUGAGCUUCCUUUUGAUAAUAUCGUGGGAAAACAGAAUACUCUGGCUGCCCUAACAAGAAAUUCAAUAAAUCUGCUUCCAAAUCAUCUUGCACAAGCUUUGCAUGUCCAGUCUGGGCCUGAGGAAAUUAACAAGCGAAUAGAGCACGCCAUCGACUUACGGAGUGGCGAUAAAUUGAGAAGAGAGCAUAUCAAGCCUUUCUCACUGAUGUUUAAAGACUCCAGCCUGGAAGAGAAGUAUUCUCAGAUGAGGGACGAAGUCUUCAAGUCGAACCUGGUCUGCUCCUUUAUAGUCCUCAUAUUCAUCACCGCAAUCCAGAGUUUACUGCCUUCAUCAAGGAUGAUGACAAUGGUGAUCCAGUUUUCCAUUCUUAUCAUGCUGCAUUCCGCUCUUGUCUUAAUAACCACGGCUGAGGAUUAUAAAUGUUUGCCGCUGGUGCUGCGCAAAACCUGUUGCUGGAUUAAUGAGACCUACUUAGCCAGGAAUGUCAUCAUUUUCGCAUCCAUUCUCAUCAACUUCCUCGCAGCGAUGAUAAAUAUUCUAUGGUGUGACUUUGACAAGUCGGCCACUUUGAAGAAUCAGACCUUCAAUGCCUCCGCUUCAAUACCUGAUAUCUGCUUUUAUCCUGAGUAUUUUAUCUUCACUGGUGUGCUGGCGAUGGUGACGUGUGCCGUUUUCCUGCGGUUAAACUCCGUCCUGAAGCUGGCAGUGCUGCUUAUCAUGAUUGCCAUCUACUCUCUCCUCACAGAGACCAUCUACGCCUCGCUCUUCGUCCGCUAUGACAACUUUCACCACAAGGGGGACAAAGACUUUUUGGGUACCAAGGAGACGUCCCUCUUGCUGAUGGCAAUGUUUCUAUUAGCGGUGUUUUAUCACGGCCAACAGUUGGAAUACACCGCACGACUAGACUUCCUCUGGAGGGUUCAAGCUAAAGAAGAAAUAAACGAAAUGAAGGAGCUGAGAGAACACAAUGAGAAUAUGCUGCGGAAUAUUUUGCCCAGUCAUGUUGCCCGACACUUCCUGGAAAAAGAUCGAGACAAUGAGGAGUUGUAUUCUCAGUCGUACGACGCAGUCGGCGUGAUGUUCGCCUCCAUCCCAGGAUUUGCCGACUUCUACUCACAAACCGAAAUGAACAAUCAAGGAGUGGAGUGUUUACGCCUUCUGAACGAAAUCAUUGCCGACUUUGAUGAGUUGCUAGGUGAAGAUCGAUUUCAAGAUAUUGAGAAAAUUAAAACAAUCGGCAGUACCUACAUGGCUGUAUCAGGACUGUCCCCUGAGAAACAGCAGUGUGAAGAUAAAUGGGGCCAUCUGUGUGCUUUGGCAGACUUCACCAUUGCGCUGAAUGAGAGCAUUCAAGAGAUUAACAAGCAUUCUUUCAAUAACUUUGAACUACGAAUAGGUGUCGCACACGGAUCUGUUGUCGCUGGGGUGAUUGGAGCGAAAAAGCCUCAGUAUGACAUAUGGGGCAAGACGGUGAAUUUGGCAAGCAGAAUGGAUAGCACAGGCAUCAGUGGCAAAAUACAAGUGCCUGAAGAAACGUAUCUCAUACUGAAGGAGCGCGGCUUUGCCUUCGAAUACCGGGGUGAGAUCUACGUGAAAGGGAUAAGCGAACAAGAAGGAAAGAUCAAAACCUACUUCCUCCUAGGAAGAGUUCAGCCAAACCCACUUAUCAUGCAACCAAGGAAACUGACUGGCCAGUACUCUUUGGCAGCCGUCGUCCUUGGGCUUGUGCAGUCUCUGAACAGGCAAAAGCAGAAGCAAAUCCUUAACGAGAACAACAACUCUGGGAUCAUGAAGGGACACUAUAACAGGAGGACACUGCUGGCUUCUGCCGGAAAUGAAACGGUCACACAGGCCGAGGCUGCUGACAAAACUGAAUUGCCAUAAAUAUGUUGUUUUCUUUUGUGUUGAUGUUCUUUUGUAUUUCUUUUAUAUAUAAAAUAAUAAAAUGGGUUUAAUUUUU